Mugil cephalus (flathead mullet) is the source of this 849-nucleotide messenger RNA. RefSeq names its product extensin-like. Bases 1 to 849 code for a protein of 282 amino acids. The record is from RefSeq and is a predicted model, not a curated record. NCBI's taxonomy places the organism in Eukaryota, Metazoa, Chordata, Actinopteri, Mugiliformes, Mugilidae. The transcript is spliced from 2 exons.
AUGAAUCUCCGCUGGUCUCUGGGUUUCCUUUUACCUCAGUGGAUCCUCCAGAAGUCCACCAGACCCUUCAAAGACUCGAGGAAGACAGUGUCAAAGAUUUCUGGAGUCAAGGUGGAUCCUCCGGAAGUCCACCAGAACCCCUUCAAACCCCCAGAACCCCUCCAACCCCCCAGAACCCCUUCAACCACCCAGAACCCCUUCAACCACCCAGAACCGAACCCCUUCAACCACCCAGAGCCCCUCCAACCCCCAGAACCCCUUCAACGCCCCAGAACCACUCCAACCACCCAGAACCCCUUCAACCACCCAGAACCGAACCCCUUCAACCCCAACCUCAACCCAGACCCCUUCAACCCAACCCUCCAACACCGCCCUCCAACCCCCAGAGCCCCUCCAACCACCCAGAGCCCCUCCAACCCCCCCCAGAACCCCUUCAACGCCCAGAAGCCCUCACCCAACCCCCCCAGAACCGAACCCUUCACCAACCCUCCAACCCCCGAACCCCUUCAACCCGAGCCUCCACCACAGACCCCUCCAACCCCCCAGAACCCCUUCAACCACCCAGAGCCCCUCCAACCCCCCAGAACCCCUUCAACCACCCAGAACCCCUUCAACGCCCCAGAACCACUCCAACCACCCAGAACCCCUUCAACCACCCAGAACCCCUCCAACCCCCCAGAACCCUUCCAAACCCCCCAGAACCCCUUCAACCACCCAGAACCGAACCCCUUCAACCACCCAGAGCCCCUCCAACCCCCCAGAACCCCUUCAACCCCCCCACCCCCCCCACCCCACCCCCGACUCUCAGUGAUAUUCCACAUAAGCCUUUAUUUACACCAUCGUUGUUAA